AUGGAUCUUGUACAGACAAUACGCAAAGAAGGCAGCCGCGGCGGUCGCGCCGACUUCAAAUGGGAAGAUGUGAAAAACGAUGCGCAGCGCGAAAACUACCUAGGCCACUCGCUCAUGGCCCCAGUGGGCCGCUGGCAACAAGGUCGUGACUUGAACUGGUACGCAAAAGGCGAUGCCGACUCCAAAGAGGCCGAAGCUGCGCGGAUCAAGGAAGAGAAGCGCAAGCUGAAGGAGGCAGAGGAAGAUGCUAUGCUGGCUGCCAUGGGCCUGCCGGUGCCGGUGCGCGGAGAAGGCAAUGCCAACAUGACCCCACUGGGGAAUAAAGCACAUGAAGCAGAUGUCAAAGAUGCAAUGGAGGAGAAAGUAAAGGAGGGCGAGGACGAGGACAAGUCUCGAACGAAGGACAAGAAGGAGAGGUCAAGGCGGCAUAGAGACGACGACGGCGACCGAAGGAGGAGACACAGAUCACGAAGCCGUUCGAACAAUCGUGAGCGCCGUCACAGACACCGGGACCGUUCACGAUCGCGCGACAAGCGGAGAGACGCCGAUAGGGAAGACAGGCGCAGACACCGUUCAAGAAGCCGUGAACAUAAGCGAAGACAUGAUCGCCCAGAGCGUACAGAGCGUCAGCGAGAGCGAGAUACAGAUGAGAAGCGCCCAAGGUCGCAUUCAAGAGACCGACGUAGGCGACGAGACACGAGGAGCAGGUCGCCUUAUGAAACGACUGAGAGGAGAAGGGAGUGA
Messenger RNA from Cucurbitaria berberidis CBS 394.84, 744 nucleotides. RefSeq lists its product as uncharacterized. NCBI's taxonomy places the organism in Eukaryota, Fungi, Ascomycota, Dothideomycetes, Pleosporales, Cucurbitariaceae. The record is from RefSeq and is a predicted model, not a curated record. Bases 1 to 744 code for a protein of 247 amino acids. The transcript is spliced from 2 exons.